Molecule: messenger RNA, 2669 nt
Organism: Aureobasidium pullulans EXF-150
Lineage: Eukaryota; Fungi; Ascomycota; Dothideomycetes; Dothideales; Saccotheciaceae
Product: putative alpha-L-fucosidase
Exons: 2
Coding region: 250-2619 (789 amino acids)
Biological process (GO): fucose metabolic process; glycoside catabolic process
Cellular component (GO): lysosome
Molecular function (GO): alpha-L-fucosidase activity
Source: RefSeq, a predicted model, not a curated record
CGACGCUGAUCAUUGUUCAUCUGCAACCAAACAAGGAUAGGGUAUCGGUGGCAAGGUAGUGAAGAUCGCACGUCGCGCAUUUCGUACCUGACGAUGCUACUGUACCAUUGUUAUGGCAACAAUGCUAGGCUAUGGUGUCUCCGCUACAGGCUCAUUGUGACUCUAGAAGAUAAGGAUGAUGAUUGGGUGCAAUAGAAGAAGACCUGAAGGAACGUCUUCGUCUGAUUCUGGACUGACUAUCGCAUCUUCAUGCCCUCGAUUUCUAAGAUGGGCCAUAUCAAGGCUUGGUGUAUCGUAUUGGCAGUCAACGCCGCAGCUAGUUUAGCUACCCCAGUCAGGCCUCGUGCACUUGUGUCGAAGUCUACGCCUAUCGAUCUCACAGCUUACUUCAACAAUAAGGCGUUUGGCACUUAUCCUGGAGAAGCAGCAUUUGAUCCUCUGAACCAAUCCUACCCAGCACCUGGGGUCGCUCUUAACGGUUCUUACUCAUCUACCCAGACUGGCAUUAUAUACGACUUCCCUGGCUAUCGUGGCCCACGUAAGCCGGAUAACGUGCUCUGUACAGGCCAAGUAAUUGACGUGCCUGAGCGGAACUACUUCUCAGCCUCUAUACUAGUGGCCUCAGACGUCGAGCUGGAGACCGUGUCAGACAACUUGACCUUUACCUAUCAUGACAAUACUACUUCGACUUCUGAACUAAGGAGCGAGCCUUGGUUUGCAUUCUUGACCAUCAACCGAGGAGAAAUCAUCCUUCCCUACAGGUACACGAGUAACGACACGAACUUCAACACCACACACAUCUACGAAUAUAGCUAUGCGUUACAGAGCGAUAAGGCUCUAGCAUCGAUUUCGCUACCUACUACUACUAAUACAACAACUGGAAGACUACACGUCUUCGCAGUCUCUCUAUGGGAAGGCUCUGGAGUGUCUGUUCAGUCCGUUCGCCCCACACAGAAGUGGAUAGGAAAUGGCACACAAAUCGUCGAAGUCACGGUCAACAAUGCAGGUACGGAGUGCGUCUCGGGUGCUGGACUCAACAUUACCUUAUCAGGUGGCAAUAUUACAGCCGCAAAUCCAGGAUUCCUCAAAAGACUAUGUCCCGGAGAUCAGAAACGGGUCAAUGUUGGUAUCAAAGGUGUAUCCAAGAGUCCUGUAUCUGUGACCCUGAACGACGGGUCGCUGCAGCAAAGUCAAUCCUUCCAUGGGUUGGAGCUUGGGCUCUCGGCAUGGUCUACCGAUCUCGAUAGUCUCGCGCAACACGAGGCACCAGAUUGGUAUGAUGGAGCCAAGUUCGGUAUAUUCAUACACUGGGGUCCUUACGCUGUUCCUGGCUGGGGUAACUCAACGCCUCAUGAGAGCUACGCUGAAUGGUUCUGGUGGUACACCACCCAUCAUCCUGAGGCGGAUGCCUCUGACUUCUAUGAUUACAGACUACGUACGUUCGGCCCAGACUGGAACUACGAUGAUAGUUUUGUCAACUACACUGCUUCAAAGUUUGAUCCGAAGGCCUGGGUGGAUUUGUUCGCAGACGCUGGAGCCAAAUACUUUGUCUUCACCACAAAGCACCAUGAUGGUUUCGCCAACUUCGAUACGGGCGUAACAAGCAAUCGUUCCUCAAUCCACUACGGGCCGAAACGAGACAUACUGGGCGAGUUGUUCGACGCAGCAGCUGAGCAUCAGCCAUCUCUACGCAGAGGCACUUACUUUUCUCUACCAGAGUGGUUCAAUCCGGACUUUGGACCCUACGGCUUCUCUCAGUUAGCCACUGACAGCUCGACCUCCUGGCCAGGCAUGUUAGCCACGAACCCAUACACUGGACUUGACGAGCCAUAUACCGGCCAUGUUCCUGUCAACGACUUCAUAGCCGACGUCAUGGUACCCCAGAUGGAAAUCCUGGCUUACAACUACUCCACCGAUAUCAUGUGGUGCGACUGCGGCGCUGCAAAUGGAACAGCCGACUUUGCCGCGGACUGGUGGAACAAAGCACGCGCUCAAGACCGUCAAGUUACUAUGAAUUCGCGUUGCGGACUUGCCCAUACUGCAGACUUUGACACCCCCGAAUACGCCACCUUCUCUACAGUCCAGGCUAGAAAAUGGGAAAGCAACCAAGGCAUGGACCCUUAUAGUUAUGGCUAUAAUCGCGCUACCUCGCCAUCGGCCUAUAUGAACGCAAGCACAAUAGUCUAUGAUCUAGUAGACAUGGUAUCGAAGAACGGCAACUUCCUACUCGAUAUAGGGCCUAGGGCAGAUGGCAGUCUUGUCAAGGAGGAGGAAGAUAACCUCCGUGAAGCAGGUAAAUGGAUCAAUACCCAUGCUGAGGCAAUUUUCAACACUACCUAUUGGUUCAUUACCCCGGAGUCUGGGAGCUUAAGAUUUACGCAGACCAAUGACGCCUUCUACAUUCUAUCGCUUGAGAAACCGAUGAACGGCACGCUAGUUAUCGAUGCACCAAUACCUAUCUUGGAAGGGGACGAGUUAAGCGCUGUAGGUGUGGGCAAUGGGACUAGCUUGACGUGGGAGAAGGUGGCAGAUGGCUUGCGAAUUGAUGUUCCGCAGAGCAUCAUCAAAGAAGAAGAGUAUUGCUGGGUAUUCAAAGUGGAGUAUCGUUCUUUAAGUUAGCAUAGACUCACAGCCAACUUGGCCGAAACAAUCUUACACUCAAUAGAAAC